UCUGUCUGUCUGUCUGUCUGUCUGUGCCACCGCUCGCGCGAUCCGCUGCUGAUCGAUGCGAGCAGCCGCAGCCCUCGUUUUGCUCCUCACUGAUCCGGCCAUCGCAGUCUCUCCCGCGCUCUCACCGGCGCCUCGCGUCUUUCUGGCGCGACAGCGGCCGCUGCGGGCCGCGCCGCGCUGCAGUUCCAGCGAUCCCGCGACCGAGGUCGCGCGGUGGUGUGUCGCCAACGGACAGAGCGAUGCGGCCGUGGUCGUGAGCGGCGCCACCGGGCUUGCCGAGGCGAUGCGCGAUUUCUGGUACGUUACCCACUCCAUCGGCACGACCGACGACGCCGCACCGCUCACGGCGCUCGCAUUCCCAGCCUGGUCGGCCGCGGCGGACGGCUCCCUGUUUGAGCGCGUCUUCCAGCAUGUUGGCUCGUGCUCGCAGCUGUCGGACUACCUCGGCGACGACGUCCUCUGCCUCGCUCGCCACCCCACCGCCUCCGACUCUCCGCCGCCGCACCCGACGAUGCUGCUGCGGCGGCACGCGCAGAGCGGCUUCUCGAGCCUCUCGUCCGAGGAGGACGAGUACUUUGGCGGGGUCGACCCGUUCGCGGAGCUCGAGGCGCGCCUCGCCUCGGACGCGCCUCCUCCUCCGCCUCCCGCCUCAGACGAGCAGGUGCUCGCCACGACUCACGCGUGGGUCAAGGCGGUCAUCGUCGACAUGAAGGUCUGCCCCUUCUCGCACUCGGUCGACAAGGCGGGGCUGCCGCAGGGAGGCGUCACCUACCCCAUCACGCGAGCCUCCAGCGUCGAGCAGCUCUACCAGGCCUUCUGGGAGCAGGUCGGCGAGCUCGACCGCGUCGACGAGCGCGAGGUCGCCACCGUCCUCCUGCUCGCGCCAGAGUUCACCUCCGGAUCGGCGGAAGGCUUCGACGCCUUUGCAGACUCGCUGAACGAGGCGCUCACCUCGCUCAAGCUCGAGGAGAAGCUGCAGCUCGUCUUCUUCCACCCGGGCUUCGCCUUCCGGGACGGAAAGGAGAGGAUGGGCGGCGAGGGCGCCGCAGCCAACUUUGCGCGCCGAUCGCCCGUCCCGAUGAUCAACUUGCUGCGCACGCCGCAGGUCCGCGCGGCGCAGAAGGGGAUCCCUACCGGCUCCGUAUACGACACAAACGAGAAGAACCUCGCCAGCGUCGGCUCGGAGCAGCUGCAGGAGAUGCUGCACAGAUGCGAGUGGUCUGCGCUCGAGGGGCGCACCUACCUGCCGCACCAGACGCGCGCCGCGAUCGAGUCGGCGGCGAACCGCUGACAGUCGGGAAUGCACGCGGCGCGGCCCCGCGCGCC
Messenger RNA from Emiliania huxleyi CCMP1516, 1326 nucleotides. RefSeq lists its product as hypothetical. The record is from RefSeq and is a predicted model, not a curated record. The transcript is spliced from 7 exons. The coding region runs from base 56 to 1291 and encodes 411 amino acids. NCBI's taxonomy places the organism in Eukaryota, Haptophyta, Isochrysidales, Noelaerhabdaceae.